GCGGUGAGAAGCGGGAAACGAGAAAAGAAACGUUUUAUUCUUAGUAACGGGGCCAACUAACAAUGCGGGCGAAUGCAUUAUGCAACGGGUUGUGCUCUUUGAACCGGAAUAACGUAAUCAGAAGGUCAAUUAUGGUAUCAUUUCCGGUGGCGCGUCGGUGAUCGGCUACCUUCUCUGUAUCGAUAGUUGGCCUGCUGCUAGUUCCGACGAAGCAACGAAAGAAAAUCAACGGAGAACGAGUAGAAAAUCGAUCGAGAAACGAUAAAACGCGCCAUGUCCGCACUCAAGGAUAAUGAGGGAAAAUCGAAGGACCUCGGAAAGCAUUCGAUCGCCGCGUUCUACGCGGGUAGAAGCAUCUUCGUUACCGGCGCUACCGGCUUUUUGGGCAAAGUCUUGAUCGAAAAAUUACUCAGAUCCUGUCCCGAAGUCCGCGAGAUAUUUCUGCUGAUGCGGCCAAAAAACGGACUCUCGAUCGACCAGAGAUUAAGGGAGAUGCUUCGAUUGCCCCUCUUCGACAAACUACGAGAGGAGAAUCCGUCCAGUUUCGAGAAACUGAUUCCCGUUCUCGGCGACGUCGCUACCGAGGGAUUGGGUUUGCCGACGAUCGAGCGAAAAGUGAUCACCGACCGAGUUUCCAUCAUCUUCCACGUGGCUGCGAACGUUCGAUUCCACGAAAACCUCAAGAAAGACAUAUUUUCCAAUACCCGGUCGACCAGGGACGUUUGCAUACUCGCGGGCAGCACCAAGAAUCUGGUGGCACUGGUGCACGUUAGUUCGGCGUUCGCGCAGGCCGACAAACCGGUGGUCGACGAGAUCGUGUAUCCGCCGCUUACCAAUUGGCGGGACGCUAUCCGCAUGGUGGAGACGCUGGACGAACAGACUAUACGAGUUUUCUCUCCCAAAUACGUAGGCUCGAUGCCGAACACUUACACGUUUAGCAAACGGCUGGCGGAACAAGUGAUCAGCGAUUACUCGAAAGAUUUGCCCUGCGUGAUUUUCCGACCAUCGAUAGUGGUAUCCACGGUUCACGACCCGAUGCGUGGCUGGUUGGACAACUUCAACGGACCGGUGGGCAUGCUGAUCGGCGGUGGAAAAGGAAUACUGCGAGUCACGCGAGUCGAUCCAAAGGUGGCCAGCGAUUUUCUUCCGGUCGACGUGGCUAUCAAAGCUAUGCUAACAUGCGCGUGGAAACGAGGAUCGCAAACAGUGACCAGAGAUCCGAGCGUUCACGUGUACAACUGCACCUCCCACGAGGUCCGCCGCAUCGUUAUCAGAGAGUUGGUCACGAUGGGUUUGCGAACGAACGAGAAGAUUCCGCUUGAAGGAAUAAUCUGGUACCCUCGGACGUUCCUAACGUCCAAUCGUUUCCUCCAUUACGUUCUGACCUUGUUGAUUCAUGUGCUACCGGCUUUGAUCAUCGACGGAGCGAUCAAGUUGUCGGGUGGUCGACCGAUGUUGCUCAAGAUUCAAAGGAAAAUCUACUCGAGCGUGAUCCAACUGAGCCACUUUCUCCACAACGAAUGGACUUUCCACAAUUCCAAAAUGCUCGACAUACUGACGACGGAUGUACCACCGGCGGAACGAGAGAUCUUUGGCUACGACUUCCGUUACUUCAACGUGAACGAUUUCUUCGAGAACUGUUUGAUCGGGGCGAAGCGUUACCUCCUGCACGAGGAUAUGACUCGAAUACGAGAGGCCAAACAACAUUACGAGAGAAUGAAGUGGAUCGACAGGAUAUUCAACGUCGUUUUGGUCGUAUCGAUAACGUGGAUCCUCAUGAAACUCGGAGUCACGUCAUAUCUCCUCGAAUCGCUUGGUCGUAUCGCGGACGGAUCGUUCCUCGAGGAGUGAAGGGAGUCCACCGAUCGACUAACUGCGGCAAAUAAAAAAAGGAAAAGUAAAAAGUA
Megachile rotundata (alfalfa leafcutting bee) is the source of this 1907-nucleotide messenger RNA. RefSeq names its product putative fatty acyl-CoA reductase CG5065. Gene Ontology annotation, cellular component: peroxisome. NCBI's taxonomy places the organism in Eukaryota, Metazoa, Arthropoda, Insecta, Hymenoptera, Megachilidae. Gene Ontology annotation, biological process: long-chain fatty-acyl-CoA metabolic process. The record is from RefSeq and is a predicted model, not a curated record. Gene Ontology annotation, molecular function: alcohol-forming very long-chain fatty acyl-CoA reductase (NADP+) activity.